This is a messenger RNA of Batrachochytrium dendrobatidis JAM81, 1787 nucleotides long. RefSeq lists its product as uncharacterized. Gene Ontology annotation, cellular component: cytoplasm. The transcript is spliced from 4 exons. Lineage: Eukaryota; Fungi; Chytridiomycota; Chytridiomycetes; Rhizophydiales. The record is from RefSeq and is a predicted model, not a curated record. Gene Ontology annotation, molecular function: catalytic activity. The coding region runs from base 3 to 1787 and encodes 594 amino acids.
CAAUGGAAAUCAAGCCCGCCAUUGCUUCUUCUGAAAAUAUAGCGCUAAAUACUCAGUCUUCAGCUGCUAUCAAUUCUAGCAUCACGACACAAGAUGAUGCUCUUCUUGUUUGUAAUGCUGCAACUCGAAUCCGCUCACGCGAUACGUUCAUGCUGAUGGCUUUGUGGAUGGAACUCUAUCCUUGCUCAUCCACUCCAAAAACUUCACAGGUUGUACGGCCUACUGGGUGUGUGUUGGUAGACACAAGGGACAGAGUCAUUGCAUUGGAAAGUACGGGCGAAGCACAUGCUAUUGUUCGUGCUAUCCUUCGAUGUCCUUACGACCCUCGAGGAUGCGAUAUAUACGUGUCCAGGUUUCCUUGUGCCAUGUGUACCAAAGUGAUGGUGCAGGCAGGAAUUCGCAAAAUAUACUAUUUUCCAGCUCAAAAUUGGGAGAUGGACUGGGCUGCCCAUUGUGAAUUGGAAAUGCAGAUUGAUCAAGGGUUUUUAUCUCCCGAAGUUUCCUCGUUACCAUUGGUAAUGCCUGCUGACAGCAAAACUGGGAAUACACACGUAGAUCAUAAUGAUGACUCUAUACAUCAACUGAAACGCACAAAAUUGUCUAGUGAUACUGAUUCAACAACAGUUUUCAGCCAGAGUGCAGUACCUACUCGUGACAACAGCGUCUUGGAUAGUCAAUCUUUUGGAUAUUAUGAGUCACAUCAACAACAACCAACACCUCAUAAAAACGUACCACUAGCAUGCCUAUCUCCAUCAUCUCCAUACCCACCACCUUCAACCUCGCGACACAGAUCAGGCUCAUCACCAAUACGAAGACCAUCAACACUCACUACUGCUAUAUCUGAAAAGCGCGAUUCCAAUUAUCAUUCAGUGCAUAGGCUAGUGAGCAACAAUCCUAUAGCCAUGUCCUUGUAUAUUCCACAAUGGGAUCACUCAAGUCUUAAACCUGAAUCUUUGAGCACAAGCAUGUCCGAUUCUUAUGUAAUGCCCACAGCUGCAACAGAUCUUUCACCAACGCAUGCCUACAACAAUGACAAGAAGCAUGAAUUGGUAGAGGAUAAUUGCGAUGCAGAUGACCAUCCACUCACUUGGAAACUAGACAUGUCGGUUGGACACACACCUGCAUUAUCAGCCCGAUGGCCAAUGAUUGUUGCCAAGUUCAAUCGUACAGUUAGAGCAAUCAGUCUGUUACAAUACCGUUAUGCAACGGCCAUGCUGACUCGACAUGUCUUGCAUGAUCUGAUGACUGAAAAAAGUAAUGCCAAUCAAAAACCUAGCAUUAAGAAAAAAACUACUUGGAGGGAAAUGGAUUCAUACACGGCUACAUUGGCCCGACACGCUAUGGUUUUGGCACAUAUUGCUUCCAAGAGAACUGACGACCCGAAAGUUGGUGUUGGCGCUGUUUUGAUUGAUUCUGAAUUCAAUUAUAUUUCAGUUGGAUGGAAUGGAUAUCCCAAAAAGGCAGCACAUUUUGAUUAUCCCCAAGCUGGUGCAGACGAUUCAGUCGAGGAUGAAGAACUCAAAUAUGACUAUAUUCUUCAUGCAGAACAGAAUGCAUUGUUAUGGCGUAAUCCACCAGGUGUACCACUUACAACUGGAUCAAUCAUGGUAACCACAAAGCUGCCGUGUGAUGAGUGCUCGCCAGUGAUUUCUGAUUGUGGUGUGUCGUGUAUUGUUUCUGUUCCGCAAAUACCUAAAUCUGCUAAUGAUCCUGCUCGGUUUCGUGGACUCACCUAUAAAAAACUUGGCAUGCUAAUCGAAAACCGAUGGAUGUUUGUCACAAAAUAA